CGCACUGCAGAGCCCAAACCGUUGAGGACAAGAAUAAAUGAAUCCUAGCAGCCUUUUCAACUUGGUCAUGCAGCCAACUUUGUCCUCAGGCGCACAUCCCUGAACAGCGACGGCCGCCUUACGUCUUUUGUCAACAAUAGGCCAGCGAAUGAACUGAAAACAAGUUUUCUUCGGUAUCCAGCAGUCCUUCUCAAACCACAGGAUCAGACCACACACCAACCUUUCGUGACCAACACACCCAGAGGAAAUCGGUUAACCAUUUUCGCGGGAAACCACGCCCAAAAUUCUGUGACAAACGCCAUCUAUCAACUACGGGUAAAACUAACAUUCCGCCUCGUGGUACUUUCUUCAAAAAGACGGCACGAGUAAUAUUUCCAAUAAAUUUCUGUAAAUAUCACACGUUUUCUCGUUUUUGAUCGCCUGUUUAAGCAAAUUACUGAAAAGAAGGCGCAAAACCAAGGUAAAAAAUUUUAACCUCGUGUAACAACAACACUUCAAAAUGAAAGCGAAAAACCUUGGAGAAAGAUUCACCAACCCAACAGUCCGUGACUUUGCUGUGAUGCUGCUCUGCGUAGUGAUGAUCUAUCUUCUUCGCGCAAGAGAAACAUACCGUCUGGUUCCAAGAUGGCGGCAGGACAUGGAACCCAAAUUAUACGCCAAUAAAAAGUUCCCCAGUCAAGAUGAACGCCUGCCAUUGCCGAUCAUCACUGACAUCGAAAGCGACGGAAAUACUGAAAUCGUCUUGGUGACCAAUCAGAACCAUCUCAUGAUUCUGGAGUGUCCGAACGUGACAGAGUCUGUUGUGCUGCCUCGUCCUGUUGUCAAACACCAGGUGGAGCUGCCGUUUUUACGUAGAGAUGAUGGAGGGAGGAGCGUACCAGUCGCCCUUGCAGCUGGAUUUCUUAUGCCGUAUCAAUCUAUGGUACAGGUGAGAAAACAGGUCAUAGUUAUUGCCACUGACGACUGGCAUGUGCUAUGCUACGACCACGAACUAAACUUACUUUGGACCACACGUGUAAUGAAUGUGGGGCAAAUUCGUGAACACUUCUUUGUCAAAUCGUUAAAUAUCCUUGUGACGUCUAUCAAGCUUCAUAAGAAGGACAAUGGCCUGAUCAUCAUCGGUGGCAGUUACGAACACAAGCUCCACAGAAAGCAGAACUGGAGAGACAUCUCGGCCCUUCGAGAAGAUGACACUGAACAGCACAGAGGGGACGGGAACACCCUGUCACAUUUCUCCACAUUUGCCCUCAGUGGUACCAACGGUACUGUCAGGUGGCAUCACCUGCCUGGCGAGUUUGGGGAGCAGCGCGAUCUUGAUAAGGAUAUUGAGAGGGCCCACCACUGGAAGUUGGCCCUACACCGCGGCCAUCUCCACAAGGGUGAACUGCCCUGGACGGUGUACAAGGAUGAUAUGUUGGAGCUUCUUCCGCACAACUGGGAGACAAUGGACGACACGCAAUUUCAUCUCGCACACAUCGAACGAUCGCAUUCGGCCAAGAAAUCUGACGAGGACGUCGACACCACGACUCUCGCCAAUUUGGUCGGGCUCGACACGGAGCACAUCAUGGGAUAUGCCUACGGCGGAAUGAGACCACACAGUGCACAUGAACACGUCAACAACCCAAACACCGUCGUCAUGCACAACCAAAACGGUAUCGAAGUGCUAAACCUGAUGAGCGGGCAACCGGUCACAAAGUUAAAAUUCCAGGAGGGGAAGUCAGUGUUUGCGGAUACGGAUGGUGACGGGACCGUAGAAGAGAUUCUUGUGAAGCUGCCGCAGACGUUAUCCGAAGGCUGCGAUGUUGUCGUCUCAAAAUAUAAGCAGAGUUCCGACGUCGUGUUUUCUCAUCCGUUGUGUGAGUCUGCUGAAACGGUUUUGACGCGGUCGCUGUUCGGGAAGAAGAAACUGAUUGAGGAUGGGACUCAUCUAAUUCCUGCUAUGGUAGUUAAAAGUGUGGCUAAGAAGACUGGUAUCUCGGGAAUGCUGCACCAUUUGUCUGGGGAAGGUUUGCGGUCAAAGAAGAAAACCUGGGACCUCAUAUUUGUAACGAGCAGUGGAGUAGUGAGGUCACUUGGAACCAAAGGUGAAAACCACUGGGAGACCCAAAUCUCAAACAUCUGGUCUCACAUUUACACCGUCAUCCGAGAAAUGUCGACACGAGAUUCAACCAUCAUCAGCUUGUACAAGAAUUAUUUUAGACCAACAAUAAAAUCUGUCUCGCUGCAAAUAUUUGGCAAUAAGGAUGCUGCCCUAAUAGUUGGUUGGGAUGGCAUCUCACUGGUUGAUCUUCGCGAUGGCUACAUCCUGGGAAGUCGUGAAGUACCGUGUCAGACGCACGCCCCGCUCGUCAUCGGCGAUUUUAACAGAGAUGGAUAUACAGACUUUAUCUAUACUUGCCCAAUUGGGUACAUCGGUUUCUCGAUCGAACCUGAGCCAAACUACACGUAUACUGUGUGUAUUGCUGCAGCGGUGGUCCUUGUUGUACUAUUGCUCACGUGGUGUUGUUCUCCAGAAGAGUCAGUCGCAAUGGCCGAGGAAGAUUAAAGGUGAUUCGAAAGAGUUUCAAGGCAACACGAGAUUCAUCCAUUUUUGCCCUUUUGAGAAAAUUGUAAACUGAAAAUGCACCGGAAAUUUUGGAAUAUUUUUAUCAUGAAGUUUUUCUGUUGGCCCGAAUGCUCUGAAAUUUUUAAGGACAGAUCAGUCAUCACACGGGUAAUGCCGUGGUAAGGGUUACACCAAAAUGUUUGAUAUGGGGGAUAUCCCGUUUUGCACUGAAACUCUUGAUUUGGUUUUAAAAACUCGAAUCUCAGGAUUUUACCAGAUUGCAUUUAUUGAACUGAAAUUGUAAGAUUGUAUGAAAAUGUAGCUCUUUCACAUGACUUUGACUCUCUUUACACAAUGCAGAGCCCAGUGUUCUAAUGAGAGGUUACAUGUAUAAUCACAGGGGGUUAAAAUGUAGAACACAGUGUUCCAACAAAAUGUUACAUGUAUAAUUGAGGGUUAAAAUGCAAAGCACAGUGUUCUUACGAAAAGUUACAUGUACAAUUGAGGGUUAAAAUGCAAAGUGCAGUGUUCUUGCACAAAAGUUACAUGUAUUAUUGAGGGUUAAAAUGCAGAGCACAUCAUUCCAAUGAAAAGUUUAUACAUGUAUGAUUGUAAUUGGUAUAUUCUGCAAUUGUAUUAAAUUGUACAGUGUGUAUGUGAAGUUCUCCUCAGUGGUAAGAAGUGGGUCACUGUGGCCUGAGUAUUCAGGAAUAUAUUUAGCUUAGCACUGCCUGCAUCUAGAAUAACUUUUAUGUUGUAUUUUCAAAUGAACAUCCUGCAGUAACUUUGUGACUGAGGUGCUCUGUUGCACUGAUCAACAGAUUUUGAUUAAAAUCGAAGUCGGCUUUAUUCAUAUAUCUUAUUGAAUUGUACAUUUUUGUUGUAUCAGGCCAAAAGCUGGGAAAAAAAUGUAACAUAGUGUAAGUUGCUGUAAAAUGUAAAAGUGAAAAAGUAAUUAUUUAUUUGUAAUGUCAUUAUUUAUUUAUGAUUAUUUAUUAGAUCAUGACAAUGAUAAAAAUCUGUUAUCAUAAAU
Molecule: messenger RNA, 3578 nt
Organism: Lineus longissimus
Lineage: Eukaryota; Metazoa; Nemertea; Pilidiophora; Heteronemertea; Lineidae
Exons: 10
Coding region: 500-2545 (681 amino acids)
Source: RefSeq, a predicted model, not a curated record